Nematostella vectensis (starlet sea anemone) is the source of this 3370-nucleotide messenger RNA. Its product is annotated as zinc finger protein GLI1. Gene Ontology annotation, cellular component: nucleus. The record is from RefSeq and is a predicted model, not a curated record. Gene Ontology annotation, molecular function: DNA-binding transcription factor activity, RNA polymerase II-specific; RNA polymerase II cis-regulatory region sequence-specific DNA binding. Lineage: Eukaryota; Metazoa; Cnidaria; Anthozoa; Actiniaria; Edwardsiidae. The transcript is spliced from 6 exons. Gene Ontology annotation, biological process: regulation of transcription by RNA polymerase II. Bases 642 to 2693 code for a protein of 683 amino acids.
ACAAUAACUUACUGACGAUGGACAACAUUCAACGUUUUUCUGUGUAUACCAUACUAUAGUUUAUCUUGGAAAACAAACAAAUAGGGAGUGAAUGGCACACUCAGCCGCUGCUUCAAGGAACCUGUUUUAGAGUUGUGGUGGCACCACGAAUUUCCUCUAUUCUCGCUCAACGAAUCACUCAUCCAAUCCCUAUACAGUGUUUUGCCGCGUUCAAGCUUUGAUUGGCGAAGCUUGUAUACUAAUCUACUGGAGAACAACUAAUCUUGACUGGCAUUUUGGUGAUUGUGGAUUCGUCCUAUCAAGUCAGAACCUCUCCCAGGAUUAGCGUAAAAUAGCAGAAUAAACUCCAAGGAAAUAAAGAACGCGCACUUGAAUGUCUUCGUCUGCCCAAACGCGCUUCGCACAGGGAUACAGAAUCGCGGAGAUUAUUGCGAGGGCGAGAACUGAUUACAACAACAGACGUAACGUCUUCAAGAACUCUGACUACGAACCCGUCUUCACAUCGAGCCCUGCCAGUACUCGAUAACCAACCGAGGAAUCAAGCCUACGAUCAGAAAGGAAAUUACAGAGGAUGUAUUUGGCACUCACAUCCGCCGGCUAGUACUCGAGGUGUGUUGACGACUAAGAGCGGGUUAUUUGCUAUGUACAGAGCACAGGAAAACAACUACGAAAGCAUCACAUCACGACGAGACGGCGAAGGGUCUGCAAGAGAGGAACUGCGACUGGUACUCGACGAGUCCACAAGUAGCGCAAGGGAGCACGAGCUCGUUCGUCCUAAAUACAGUCUCUCCUUGGACAAGAAUAUGAAUAUCAACCACAAAUAUCUCGGAGUUGAGAGAGGGGCUGGGUUCAAUUACGAGUACGGAGGACACAACCACCCAAACGGACUACCUUCAAGUGACGGAGGUGCUAAUUUCAUAGCGUGCAACACGCAAGUCGAGCAAAACGAUUUCGGCAACAAAAUGAUGAGACAGAUACCACAAGACCUGAACACAAACUACAUACACCCUGGCAUUCAUAGCUGUUCACCAAAUGUCAGAACAGACCCUAUCACUGAGCUGUCGCAGUUAGCAGAGAAAGUAAACUUCACCCGGGACCCGCUCGCAGACUUCACUGGUGACACGCGGUCUGCCGUUAGCUCGCGCUCAAGUCUUGGCGAAUUAGAGCCAAACGCAGUACUUCCCCGCGUAAAUGGGCACAAUUCUAGGAACCCUAUGGUCGAGGCUACAGAUAAAUGUUAUUCUGUGGCUGGAAAUGUCAACCAGGAGGGAUUUAUUGGGAGUUCUUAUGACACCAGUGGCACAUCCCUGCACGAUGCUCCGGCAUUCCAUAGUGGCUCCAGUCUGACUGACUUCGACCAGUCUAGACAGAGCGCGCGCCAUUCACAGCUCAGUAUACCAAAGGGCCCUUAUUCAACGCUAAACCAAGAACACCGUCAGAAUCGCAACGACUACUACUCAUACAACUACCAGCGAGCGAGCAGCGAGUCGCGGUCUUUUGAUUAUUACCAGACCCUGAGUAAGGACAAGUCAAUAACUCCGAAUGUCACCGUCUUCAACACCGACCGACAGAGAAAAUCUGAGAUAUUUUGUGCGCCGGUGAAAUCUAAAUCGGAGCAGAUUCUAAAGGAAACUUUAUCGACUUUCGAGGCGAUCUUGCGUCCAAGUGAUGGGGAGAGCGAAGGGAGGCUACAACUAGGCUCAAAACGAACGGAUUCGACAGAGAACAAGAAAGAGAAACGACUUGAGUUCAAUGGAAAGAGGUCAACGCGUGAACCUGACGAUGGGAUUUGCUCUUGCCGAUGGCUCGGCUGUGAUGCGGUUUAUUCCGAACAAGAUGACCUGGUGCGGCACAUCGAAAAAGUGCACAUUGACCAGCGAAAGGCGGACGAUUUAUAUAUUUGCUAUUGGCAGGACUGCAGUCGCCAGACCAAGCCGUUCAAUGCGCGCUACAAAUUGGUUAUCCAUAUGCGAGUUCACUCCGGCGAGAAACCGAAUAAGUGCACGCACCCUGGCUGCAACAAGGCAUUUUCAAGACUAGAAAAUCUGAAAAUUCACAUGCGCUCUCACACUGGAGAGAAGCCGUAUCUAUGCCAGUUCCCGGGAUGCCCCAAAGCAUUCUCAAACUCUUCUGAUCGGGCCAAACACCAGAGAACACACUUAGAUACGAAGCCGUAUGCCUGCCAAGUACCCGGAUGUCCCAAGAGAUACACUGAUCCUAGUUCCCUGAGAAAACACUUCAAACAACAUGCAAGUGGGAAAAUGUCUUCACACAAUACAAAUGGAAAGGGUAAGCAAAAGGGCAGAGGAUCACGGGCGUCAAAAAGAAUGCUACUUGGUGAGGGGGUGACACGCCUAGUUGACCUGGGGGUUCUUGAUGAGCAUGAGAAAAGGCAAAGAACUUUUGAUGCACAUCGGAAAAGCACAGAAAUGCGAAUGAAUAUGAUGGAAAACAAUUAUCAGAUGGGAGUUGAAAUGCAAAACUCCUGGGAUAUGCCAGACAGUGUGUAUCCAUUCACCCCACCGAAUGUCCAGCCAGUUGCUAGGGCAACAACCCCUACUAUGGAAGAACCUCAGCAGCCUUACUAUACCAAGGUGUUAAGUACUAUGGAAAUACCAACCUUUGAGGACACUUUGAAGCCUCUGUCACAGUCAUUCCAAAAAGACCUUGGUAAUAGAAUAGGGUAUUUGUAAAUAGAAGACAAAUUUGGAUGUUAAUAUGUAGAUAUGUGAUUUUUUAACCCCAAAUCUAGAGUAUUCAUUCAUAGAAUAGAGAAGCAUCAACUCCACACAUGCAUCUACAUUAUUUUGAAGGGAAAAUAAGGAUUGAAUUUCAAAUUAAAAGACAGGGGUUUUGAUGCUAUAUUUUUUAAACAAAUGUUUGGCAAAGGUAGCAUGAAAAGUGAAUUCGGGUCAAAUGUGGUCCUAUUUUGCUCCUGAAUAUCCUUUUGACAAUGUCAAAAUUUAAUAUAUUGGCUGACAAGGAAUACUUGACUUUUUUCUUUAAUUGAAAAUAUUGUUCUAAGUGUGAAAGUGACCUACUUAUAGCUAACCAUAUUAAAUAUGCUUUAUUUGCAAGAGUGAUUUUAUGUUCUAAAUCAGAAUAUAACUUAUCACUAUUAUUUUCAAAGCAAUACCCUUCCAUUGGGCAAGGCUGCUACUUAUCUAGUAUAAUCUAGAACAUACAAGCAAAGGUCACUAGUUAAGAGGUUUCAGACCUAAAGUUAGGUGAGCUUUGUCCGGGUGCUCUUGUCCUUUCAGUAUAUAGUUUCUCCAUAAGCUGCUGGCUGACUAUAUUGAAAAUUGAUCUGUACAAUCAUUUUACUGAUAGUGAAAAUGAAAAUUCAUAAUAAAAAGAUAUCAAUGCUGAA